Messenger RNA from Solanum verrucosum, 1145 nucleotides. RefSeq lists its product as uncharacterized. The record is from RefSeq and is a predicted model, not a curated record. The transcript has 9 exons. The coding region runs from base 95 to 946 and encodes 283 amino acids. NCBI's taxonomy places the organism in Eukaryota, Viridiplantae, Streptophyta, Magnoliopsida, Solanales, Solanaceae. Gene Ontology annotation, molecular function: protein binding.
UAGAGUCUUUUCUUCUUGUUCCUAAUCGCCAUUGACGAAGCAUCAGGUGCUGCUAAGAAAGAUUCUUGUGGUUCUUAAUGCAGGCAGGAAAAUAAUGUUCAGAUCAUUCCUUCUAAAGGCCGUGUCUAAACAGCUUAGUUAUCAUCCAGAUGUCACUAAACAGCUUUGUCGUCAUCCUUUCCAGUUCCAUUCAGAGAGAGGAAUGCACAGCAGAAAUAAGAAGGCAAUGGAGUUCAUAGCUAGAGGGUGGAAUGCUCUGCAGGAAGUUGAUAGGGUAAUUGAUUAUUGUGAGCUUAAUGACAAACGUCUCAUUCCUCCACUAAGGACAGCAAAGGAGAACUUUGAGUUGGCCCUAGAAGCAGACAACUCAAAUACGCAUGCAAGAUAUUGGCUUUCAAAACUUCAUCUCAAGUACCAUGUCCCUGGGGCAUGCAAAGCUGUAGGAGCUGCUUUAUUGGUCGAAGCUGCAGAAAUGGGUGACCCAGAAGCUCAAUUUGAAUUAGGUUGCCGUUUAAGAGUCGAGAACGAGUAUGUGCAAUCAGAUCAGCAAGCAUUUUACUACUUGGAGAAAGCUGUUGACCAGUUGCAUCCAGGUGCACUUUACCUCUUAGGUGCUGUGUAUCUUACUGGGGAUUGCGUGAAAAAGGAUGUUGGCUCUGCUUUGUGGUGUUUCCAUAGAGCAUCUCAGAAGGGUCAUGCUGGAGCAGCUAUAGCGUAUGGAUCCCUUUUACUCACAGGUGUGGAACUUCCAGAAUCAAUAACGAAAUUUUAUGUGAAGAGGGAGUCAUCAAGCAGAAUAUCAAGGAGGAACGGAGUUGAUGCUGAGCUUAAUCCGAUUGAGCUGGCCAGAGAACAAUUUGAAAUUGCUGCAAAAGCAGGAUCGGACCUUGGAUUUAGAUGGUUGCAAAGAAUUGAGGAGGAAGUGAAACGUCUGCAGUCUUCCUAGCUCACGAAUAUCUGAGACAGAGUCGAUUGAUUAGCGUACCUACAAGGGUAAGUUCUUAGCACUAAGACAUCUGAUGUAUAUCUUAGUGCAUAUCUGAUGUAAGACAUCUCUUGUUCUUUCAUUUUAGAUUGAGAUUGAUUUCUGGGAAUGAGUGACAAAUUCGAUGACGAGUCAAUGGUUGCAGCUGGUAAGACAUCUU